Messenger RNA from Clunio marinus, 1434 nucleotides. NCBI's taxonomy places the organism in Eukaryota, Metazoa, Arthropoda, Insecta, Diptera, Chironomidae. The record is from the annotation of a GenBank genome assembly.
AUGAAAAGCUUCACAGAAUUAUUUUUCUUUAUCGCUCUUAUCAAAUUCUGUCUUGGGUUUAAUGGAAUCACAAGUCUUUUCAACACCCACGAUGAGCCGCAUAUUGAUCUGGAUGAAUAUAAAAGUGAACUGAAAUUCACUGUGAAAGAGAAAUGGAUUUCACAGAAAUUGGACAAUUUCAACACGAAAGAUUCUCGUGAGUGGAUGAUGAGAUAUUUUGAGAAUGAUCGUUUCUUGAUUUCUGGUGGCCCAAUUUUCAUUUACAUCGGUGGAGAAUGGGAAAUAUCUCCUGGCUGGAUAUCUGGUGGAUUGAUGUAUGAAAUGGCAAAAGAGUUGAAUGGAACGAUGUUUUAUACUGAACAUCGGUACUAUGGUAGAAGCCAUCCAACUGAAGACACGUCAACUGAAAAUCUUGAAUUCUUGACAGUUCAACAAGCUUUAGCUGACUUGAUACAUUUUAUUGAAGAAGUGAAAGCAACUACAGAUGACUUAAAAGACUCGAAAGUUAUUCUUGUAGGUGCUUCAUAUGCAGCUUCUUUAGCGACAUGGGCACGACUCAAAUAUUCACACUUAGUCAGUGGUGCGUGGGCGUCAAGUGCUCCACUUUUUGCUAAAAUUGAUUUCUUUGAAUACAAUGAAGUGUUAACUGAAAGUUUAAGAAUUGUGGGUGGAAAAGCUUGUCUUGAAAAGUUUGAAGCUGCUUUUCAAAAACUCGAAGAAUUUUUCAGCUUUUCAGAGCCAAAAGUUUUAGUGAAAAUCAUCAAAGACUUCAAAUUGUGUGAGCCGCUGAACCUUUGUCGUGAUGUUUCACAUUUUUUCUAUGAAUUGGCUGAUACAGUUGCUGGUCUAGUCCAAGGUCAUAGUCCUGGUGAUAUUGAAGAAGGCUGCAAAUUUAUGCUCGAUGAGAAUCAUAAAGAUGAAGUUGCUGCUUUCGGUGCGUGGGUGAACUCGAGAAAUAAACAUAAAUGUUUGAAUAUGAAUUACGACGAUACCAUAAAGAAAUUCAGAAAUAUUACUUGGGGAUCUGAUGCUAAUAAGCAAUUAAGACAAUGGACUUAUCAGGUAAAUUUAGAAUCACAAAAUAUUAAUUUAGUUAACUACAGCAAAAUUUUCUAUUCAAGACUUGCAAUGCGUUUGGUUGGUUUCAAACUAUUUUCUUUAGCAAGUAUUGAGAAAAGCGUUAAGAAAACGAAUGAAAUGUAUGGAGGAUUCAAUCUUAAAGUAACAAAUGUUUACACAACACACGGAAGAAUCGAUCCAUGGAGACCAAUGGGACUCUCAAAAGAUUUAAACAUUCAUUCGCCUGUUGAAAUACUUGAGGAUUAUUCACAUUGUGCUGAUCUUCACUCAAUUGCAUCAAAAGAUACUCCGCAGUUAAUUGCAUCAAAGAAACGGAUAAAGAAACUUGUAAGAAAGUGGUUGAAUGUUCCAUAA